UUGCAGCUGAUCAUCACUCUUCAUCAGAGGAACUCUGACCUUCUUUAAUUAUUAAUUCUCUUCUCUUCUGUCCUCCUUGCACUUUUUCUUUGGAGAAGCGAGGACACAAAGUUCCCUUUUUUCGAAAGUUGGACAUAUAUGGAGUCUCUUCACAGCGUUUCGCUCACCUGCUCCUUCAUCGAUUUCUGUGCAUCCUUUAUCUGAGCGGAAACUGAGCCCUCCGGAGAAGGAACAGGAUUUCACCCUGUAGAAAGCCAUCAAACACUUUUCUCAUCCGCAGCUUCCUUUCAUUUGAGUUUGUGGAUGUAACUUUUGUUCACUUGCAGGUGAUUCUCUAAGGUCCUGGAUUUUGGUUCUUCUUCCCGAUGGUCCGAUUUUACUCUGUUCCUUGACGGUCCGAUCUGUUGUUGAGCUGAAUACUGAACUGGUUUGCCAACUCCAGAGGCACUUUUAGGAUGUCCGGCUGUGCCAGGCGCUGCAAACAUGGCUUAGUGAAGUUUGCUCUUUCUGUGAGCAAACUGGUGACGGGAACACUCAUUAAAGAUAAGGUGGAUGAUGAUCUGGAGCUGUCCAUGGUGUGUCACCGUCCCGAGGGUUUGGAGCAGCUGGAGGCUCAGACGAACUUCAGCAAGAAAGAGCUGCAAGUGCUCUACAGAGGCUUUAAAAACGAGUGUCCCAGCGGUGUGGUCAACGAGGAGACGUUCAAACAGAUCUACUCUCAGUUCUUUCCUCACGGCGACGCCAGCACGUACGCACAUUACCUGUUCAACGCCUUCGACUCGUCCAACAACGGAUCCAUCAAAUUCGAGGACUUUGUAACGGCUCUGUCCAUCUUGUUGAGAGGAACAACAACGGAGAAGUUACAGUGGACCUUCAACCUGUACGACAUUAACAGAGACGGUUACAUUAAUAAAGAGGAGAUGACUGAUAUAGUGAAAGCCAUAUACGACAUGAUGGGCCGCUUCACGUAUCCCGCUCUGAAGACAGACACUCCCAAACAGCACGUGGAUGCUUUCUUUCAGAAAAUGGACAAGAACAGAGACGGAGUCGUCACUCUUGAUGAGUUUAUUCUCUCCUGUCAAGAGGAUGAAAACAUCAUGAGAUCAUUGCAGCUCUUUGAGAACGUGAUAUAGAGCUACACAGCAAGAAAGAAUCCAAUGAACUGUUGAAUCGGAUCAAAAAAAAAAGAAAGGAGGAAUAACUUUUACCCCAAUCGCCAUGGUUACAGUUUGACAUCCCCGUGUUACCAUGGCAACGUGUCGACUGUUCGAUUUACAUCUCUGGAAACCUGCGUGUCCUUUAAACCCCGGUGUUUGACCUCGUUCUGUUGCAGAUGUGAAAUGUAUAUGUCUAUAACCAAAAAAGGUAAGCCUACUAGUUAAAAGAGCAUGUCAGUAAUUGUGUGUCAAAGGCCCAGCGGGUUUCCAAGAGGUCCUGUAGCCAGCUGAACUCUUUCCAUGGGACUGAAUAUACUGUGAGGGAAUCGAAAAUACAACACUAACCUAUUUACGGUGAAUUUUGGGGACAUUUUUCAUCCGAUACGCUCGACCUGUGAUAGUUCUCCAGCUAAUGUGCUACAGAUAUUCAUCCUGAGACCAUUUUUCGGUGUCUGUCAUUAAUGUAGAAUCCAGUAAUAUAACCAGUGGUUUUCUCAUGUUCUGACCCAUCGGCAGUCAUUUAACCCGCUUUGAACAAGUUGCUUGUCUGCUGUGUGUGUAUUUGACGGUAUUCGUCUCGUUCUGGUGCACCCUGACCAUCAGUGCUUGCUUUGCAUUAUUAGUGUUAGGCUGUAUCCGUCACUCGUCUCUUGUCGCCUCGUGAUCGCUCUUAGCUCCGCCUACUCGAAUAUCUGCUUUCUGAUUGGUCUUUGUCUGUCAGUCAGCGUCACCAGGAGAUCUGAUAUUUCACCCCAGUAUCCUCAAUAUGUGGUUGUAAUUAAUAAAGUAGAGUGAUCUUACUUAAAUACGCAUAAAGGCAGCAAAUGUCUCAUUUCUAACGAUUUUGGGGUGAAAUGUGACACACUGGCUUCGGUGCAGACGGCCGGCGCUGAAGCAGACUUCAGCAGUCACUGUAUUCGUCUUUGUUCGUGUCCAAUUCAUGUAAAACCGCUUUUUGUUUUAUUGCGUUAAAGCUGUGAAUUGCCAAAACCUAGUACUGUUUUAUGCAGCCAUAAUGCCACCUUACUGUGACGUAAUUCAAGAGAGCAAAGAAUGAAUAUAUGAAUUAAUAAUUAAAUCAACUGAAAGACAGGAAA
Messenger RNA from Puntigrus tetrazona (Sumatra barb), 2254 nucleotides. Its product is annotated as Kv channel-interacting protein 1-like. The record is from RefSeq and is a predicted model, not a curated record. The transcript is spliced from 8 exons. Gene Ontology annotation, biological process: regulation of potassium ion transmembrane transport. The coding region runs from base 456 to 1133 and encodes 225 amino acids. NCBI's taxonomy places the organism in Eukaryota, Metazoa, Chordata, Actinopteri, Cypriniformes, Cyprinidae. Gene Ontology annotation, molecular function: calcium ion binding; potassium channel regulator activity; transmembrane transporter binding. Gene Ontology annotation, cellular component: voltage-gated potassium channel complex.